GAAUGCAUUGCACAUUUGUUGAUCAUUUCAUUCUUCUCUUUACAUUAUUUGUAUCAUCUAAUAAUAAUAACGAAAGGUAAUAAAGAACUUUACGAACACUCCUUUCACAAAUGAAGUAUACCAGCUGCGUGCCAACAAAUGCUAAAUGACAAGGUGACACGGGCCUGAGAGAGGAUAAAGUACUUCAGGAAAACCCUGUCUGUUUUUUUUUGUUGCCCCCCUCCUUCCAAAGAAAUGCAUAUACUCCUAAUCCGGAACCCGCAAUUUUUAUAACCUUACGAAUCUGGGAGCCCAAACACACUGUUAACUCGGAAGCCCUAGAGGAGGGUCGUAACUAGUAAUCGGCUUCGUCUUCCUCGGGACUUCAUUUCAAAAAUCGGCAGUGAGGGUGCAAGGGCGCAGCGUUAAGUGAACGACAAGAUGCUGGCCUCCGCUGGGAAUGGGAUUCUGCGCUCCUGUCGUCUUACUCCAAGACCUAAACCUAAGCCUUUCGUCCCUCGUCCUUUCCUCCAAAUAACUACUAAAUCCAAAUCCACCCCCGUCACCCCUCGCAUGUCCUCCAAUUUCGACCCCACUCCGACGCCGGCUGCCGACCGCUUAAUCUCGGUGGUCUCUUACACCCUCCCAUUCUUCAAUUCCCUACACUAUGGCCGCUACCUCUUCCUUCAGUUCCCUAACCUGGGCCUUCUCUUCGAUCCCAUCCUUCCCCUUGUCGCCCUCUACAGGUCCAUCCCUUACUCCAGCUUCGUCGCCUUCUUCGCUCUCUACCUGGGCGUUGUCAGAAACCCUUCCUUCAGCCGCUAUGUCAGGUUCAACUCCAUGCAAGCCGUCACCCUUGACGUCCUCUUGGUGCUGCCCCUAUUGCUUCAGAGGAUUUUCACCCCCGGUCGCACCGGACUCGGCCUCCGCCUAAUGGUUUGGGCCCAUAAUGUCCUCUUCCUUUUCACUCUCGUGUGCUUCCUUUACAGCGUCGCAUCCUGUGUGUUGGGCCGCACCCCGCACCUCCCCUUUGUUGCCGACGCUGCUUCCAGACAAAUCUGAUUCUCAUCUGUUUGGUAUGCCCUUCUGGAAAUGAACGUUUCCGCGUUAUUCCGCGUUCCCUCUUUCCUAUUUCAAUCACAAAUUCACGAUGUUCUGGGAUUGAGAUUACAUUCAAUAUCAUGUAUGUUAUGCUAGUUGUUCACAAUUACGCCUUGGCGUCGAAUAUGGGUACAGAAUCUAAAGAUUGCAUGCCAUUGUUUCCGGUGUGACUGGCGAAAAGUAGUUUAAAUCGAUAACUUUGUUUUAUUACUUA
Molecule: messenger RNA, 1294 nt
Organism: Neltuma alba
Lineage: Eukaryota; Viridiplantae; Streptophyta; Magnoliopsida; Fabales; Fabaceae
Product: protein TIC 20-II, chloroplastic
Exons: 1
Coding region: 421-1041 (206 amino acids)
Source: RefSeq, a predicted model, not a curated record